This is a messenger RNA of Scatophagus argus, 3324 nucleotides long. RefSeq names its product glutaminyl-tRNA amidotransferase subunit QRSL1 (gene qrsl1). Gene Ontology annotation, biological process: mitochondrial translation; glutaminyl-tRNAGln biosynthesis via transamidation. Gene Ontology annotation, molecular function: glutaminyl-tRNA synthase (glutamine-hydrolyzing) activity. The record is from RefSeq and is a predicted model, not a curated record. Gene Ontology annotation, cellular component: glutamyl-tRNA(Gln) amidotransferase complex; mitochondrion. Bases 132 to 1697 code for a protein of 521 amino acids. Lineage: Eukaryota; Metazoa; Chordata; Actinopteri; Scatophagidae. The transcript is spliced from 11 exons.
UUCAAAUGCUGUCCAAUCACAGGAUGCGCUGUUAGACGUAGAAUAUCGAAACAAAUAUGGCAGCCCGCUGAUGGGCACACUGUGUGAAGGUUGCUGUUAAUUUGAAAUGCCGUAACAAAAACACUGUAACCAUGCUUGGCCUGACAAUUAGUGAGGUGUCUUUGGCACUCAGGCAGGGAAGAAUCUCCCCAACAGAGCUUUGUAGGAAGUGUCUGAACCGCAUCAGGAAAACACAACAUCUUAAUGCUUUCAUCACUGUGACGGAGGAGUCAGCGCUGAAGCAGGCUCAAGAAGCAGAAACCAGACUGCUGCAAGGUGCCCCAAAAGGUCCGCUGGAUGGAAUCCCCUUUGCAGUCAAGGACAACUUCUGCACAGAAAAUAUAAAGACCACUUGUGCUUCCAGGAUGCUGAAAGGCUACAUCCCACCCUACAAUGCUACAGUAGUCCAGAAGCUCUUUGACCAAGGGGCCGUUCUCGUGGGGAAGACCAACAUGGAUGAGUUUGCUAUGGGUGCAGGCAGUACUGAUGGGGCUUUCGGUCCGGUGCGAAACCCCUGGAGCUAUGCUGUUCCAUACAGAGAGCAGACAGGGGCAGAACCAGACUCUGACUGGGUCAUUGCUGGAGGAAGUUCAGGAGGAAGCGCUGCAGCUGUGGCAUCACUCACCAGCUACCUGGCUUUGGGUUCAGACACCGGUGGUUCUACUCGUAACCCUGGAGCGCUGUGUGGUGUCGUGGCGCUGAAGCCCACAUACGGUCUGCUGUCCAGGCAUGGUCUCAUCCCCCUGGUCAACUCCAUGGACGUCCCUGGCAUUGUGACUCGUAGUGUUAACGAUACAGCCAUUGUCUUAGGUGUGCUCCAAGGUCUUGAUGUUAGAGACUCUACAACAAUUCCUGCACCUUCAUCGCUGACAGAUCUACCUGAAGACUUUGAUGCCAAGAACAUCUGUGUAGGCAUCCCCAAGGAAUACCAUGCCCCAGGGCUGUCUGAAGAGACUGUGGCACAGUGGCGUCGCGUUGCUGACAUGUUUGAGAGGGCGGGGGCGCGGGUGGAGCAAGUAUCCCUCCCCCACACUCAGCACUCCAUUGUGUGCUACCAUGUCCUGUGCUGUGCUGAGGUGGCGUCUAACAUGGCCCGUUUUGAUGGCCUGGAAUACGGUCACCGUAGUGCCGUGGACAGCUCAACAGAGGUCAUGUACGCCUCCACCCGACAUGAGGGCUUCAACGACGUAGUGAGAGGAAGGAUAUUGUCUGGGAACUACUUCCUGCUCAAACAGAACUACCAGCGCUACUUUGUAAAGGCUCAGAAAAUCCGCCGGCUGAUUGCGAAUGAUUUCAAGCGUGUGUUCAGCUCGGGUGUAGACGUGCUGUUGACGCCCACCACUCUGACUGACGCAGCCUGUUACUCCAACUUCACACAGGAAGACAACCGAACUCGCAGCACACAGGAAGAUGUCUUUACCCAGCCUGUCAACAUGGCAGGUCUCCCCGCUGUUUCUGUGCCAACUGCUUUAUCAAGACGGGGCCUUCCCAUUAGUUUGCAGCUUAUCGGUCCCGCUCUCCAAGACAAGAAGCUGCUAAGUGUUGCCCAGUGGAUUGAGCAGAGGGUUGGGUUUCCCUCCAUCAGUGACUAUGGGGAGUCCAGGGAGAGCAAUAAUGACACAGGAAUGACCAAAAGGGAGCAGACCUCAGCUGUGUGAGAACUGUGGACAAGACACAGUGGACUGUGCCAUACAUAUGAUGGACAGUUUGUGUCUGUCUCUUGGCCGAUCAGUCAUCCACCACUUAGGUCCAGACUGAGAUAUCUCCACAAUUAUUGAAAGGAUUGUCGUGACAUUUUGUACAUUCGUUUGCUUAGAGUAAUCCCCUUACUUUUUCCUCUAACACCACUGUGGGGAUGAUAUUUUUGAUUUUUGGUGAAAUGUCUCAUCAACAGUGUGCCCUGGUAGUUCACCCUGUAGAGCUCUGCAUCGUGUACUGCAGCCUGGUCCUCAGAACGGUGCCCCAGGUCUGGUUAAAGCCCAUGCCCUUUACUACAUCAACUCUCUCUCCCCCUUUCCUGUCUCUCUUGGGCUGCCACUAUCCAAAAAAAGGCAAAUUAAAAUAAAAACAACAAAAAACACGUCUUAAAUGGACAAAAUUUGGAAGAUGAAUUGAUAUUCAAAACCCCAGAAUACUCGAUUUGCUGUAGCUGAAGAUAAAGGAAAGCAGCAAAGCCUCACAGAUUUCUUGCUAAUUUUUGGUAUUUUUAGCCCUGUUGGCGGCUUGACUCUGGUGCUGCAAGUGUUGGUGUGACAGUCAGUUCAUCAUAGCACAGUGACCACAGGAUGAAUUAUAAUACAUACAUACAUUUAUACAUUAAUCGGUAUCCAUGUCAAGAAAUCAUUAUAAUCUUAGAAUAAGUUUUGUCUCCUUCCUUUUUUCCAUUCUAUUUGGAACAGUGUUGCAAGGGGUCCUACAUCCCUUGCUAGAACACCGUCUUUGACAAAACAUAUACCACAAGUCCCCAUCUCAAAUUUCACCAAAUUACAUGUAUCGACAUUUUACAAAGACAAUUUUCUGCAAGUAUAUGAAUGUUGGAAGAAAGAUUUAUUGCAGAAGAUUUGGAUAACAAUUUUUCAUCACACCAAGAUACUCUUGGAACCAUUUUAGCUCCUGAAAUACUAAAGCUGUACACAUUAAAGUGUUGGGAUCAGCUCAAGUGAAACCAGUCAGUAAUCCAGUCAGCCAAUUACAGUGCUGGAAAGUGGUCUAAACUAAGGUGCUACCCCGAGUGCUCACCGAGUCUGCUAUAGCCUGUUCUCAGUUGACUUCAAGCUUACAUAAUCCUGAGCCGUCGCUCUGCAGGUGGUAACAUAUACUUGUCCUGUGAGAAGUUGUGAUACUGCAGUUUAGCAAUGAUUUCAAAAUGUGCAGAGGCAAGACAAGUACUUCCUCUUUUCUCUGUAUCAGUGUGAAAAUAGCUUUGAUCUGUAAACUCUACUUAUAAAUUGCAGUGAUCAUACUUCCUUUUCAGUUCAGUUCAAUUUAUUUAUAUAGCACCAAGUCACAACAAAAGUUGUCUCAUGACACACAAGUUAGAGCAGGUCUAGACCAAAUGCCAACAAAACUCCCAUGAGAAAGCACUUCCUUUUUGUAUUUUCAUUUUCAUCGUUUGAAUAUUCUUAUUUCACAUCACUUUGAUGGACCACAUAAGUUUGGGUGAAAGUAAUCUUGUUUUCAGUUAUUUUGAACAAUUUAAUGUCUUUAGCUUGAAACAAUAAGCAACAAUAAGGUUGUUGCUCUAAAAUCAAUUAAAAUAACAUUUGAAAAAUAUAUCUGCUUCAU